GCGCGCCUGGCCUGCAGACUGGAACCCGAGGACGUCACCGCGGAGCAGGGUGAUCCCUAUUGGCUGAUUCAGGCAGGGUUCCAUUGUGGACGUCACAAUGCGGAAGUUGGACAAUGAGCUUCAGAUUGAAACUUCCUCCUCUGGGCAACAUCUGAUAUUAGAAGGGGAGGAUUUCCAGACUGAAAUCUCAAACCAAACGUCACAUCAACAUUUGACAGAGUUAGUCAAUUCAUCGGGACCUGAAACUAGGAGGAGAACUGUUUGUUCUGUCUGCUUCAGAAGAUUUUAAACAUCAGUGUGACUGGAAAAGCACCAAGACACACACUGAGUUCCAAUGUUCCAGUGCACUGACUGUGGAAAAAGUUUUAACCAGUUUCACAGACUAAAAAAACAUCAGACCAUUCACAGCGCGAAUGGUCUGUACACGUGCUCUUGUUUGUGGAUGAGUCUUCAAACUGGAGAGAGGCACGAAGACACCCACACAAUGGAGAAACCAUGGAAAUGUGGGGACUGUGGGAAGGGAUUCCGCUCCCCUUCUGUACUUGAAACUCAUCGACGCAGUCACACCGGGGAGAGGCCGUUCACCUGCUCUGUGUGUGGGAAGGGAUUCACUCUCUCAGGCAACCUGCUGACGCACCAGCGAGUUCACACCGGGGAGAGACCGUACAUCUGCUCUGAGUGUGGCAAGGGAUUCAGUGAUUCUGCCGCCCUGCAGAAACACCGGCGAGUUCACACCGGGGAGAGGCCAUUCACCUGCUCUGUGUGUGGGAAGGGAUUCACUCAGUCAGCUAACCUGGUGACUCACCUGCGAGUUCACACUGGGGAGAGGCCAUUCAACUGCUCUGAGUGUGGGAAAGGAUUCACACAUUCAUCUAGCCUGCUUAGACACCAGCGAAUUCACACCGGAGAGAGGCCAUACUCCUGCUCCGAUUGUGGGAAAGAAUUCACUCAGUUCUCCACGCUGCUGAGACACCAGCAAGUUCACACUGGAGAGAGACCAUUCACCUGCUCUGACUGUGGGAAGGGAUUCAUUCAUUCUUCGGCCCUGCAGAUACACCAGCGACUUCACACUGGGGAGAGGCCGUUCUCCUGCUCUGAGUGUGGGACAGGAUUCACUCAGUUAUCCUGCCUGCUGAGACACCAGCGAGUUCAUACCGGUGAGAGGCCAUUCACCUGCUCUGACUGUGGGAAGGGAUUCAUUCAUUCAUCUGCCCUGCGGACACACCAGCGAGUUCACACUGGGGAGAGGCCGUUCACCUGCCCUGACUGUGGGAAGGGAUUCACUCAGUUAUCCAAUCUGCAGACGCACCAACGAGUUCACACUGGGGAGAGGCCUUUCACCUGCUCCGACUGUGGGAAGGGAUUCAGUAAUUCAUCCAACCUGCUGACUCACCAGCGAAUUCACAACGGGGAGAAGCCGUUCAUCUGCUGUGUCUGUGGAAAGGGAUUCAGACAUUCAUCCACCCUGCUGAAACACCAGUGCGUUCAUGCUGGAGAGAGGCCAUUCACAUCUUCUGCUUCUGGGAAGGGAUUCACUGAGUCAUGCAACCUGCUGAGACACCAGCGGUUGGCGAUGCACAAGGACGCUCGCACCAUGGAGAAACCAUGGAAAUGUGAGGACUGUGCAAAGGCCUUCACUUGCCCAUCGAAGCUGGAAACUCAUCGACGCAGUCACACCGGGGAGAGGCCAUUCACCUGCUCUGAAUGUGGGAAGGGAUUCAGUGAUUCAUCCACCCUGCGGAAUCACCAGCGAAUUCACAUCAGGGAGAGGCCGUUCUCCUGCUCGGAGUGUGGGAAGGGAUUCAGUGAUUCACCUGCGCUUCUGGUACACCAGCGGCUUCACACUGGGGAGAGACCGUUCACUUGCUCCAUGUGCGGCAAGGGGUUCACACGGUCAUCUGCCCUGCGGAAUCACCAGCGAAUUCACACUGGUGAGGGGUUGUUCACCUGCUCCGAAUGUGGGAAGGGAUUCACUCAGUCAUCCCUCCUGCUGACGCACCAACAUGUUCACACUGGGGAGAGGCCAUUCACCUGCUCUGAGUGUGGGAAGGGAUUCACUCAGUCAUCCAACUUGUUGAGGCACCGCCGCAUUCACACUGGGGAGAGGCCCUUCACCUGCUCUGUGUGCGGGAAGGGAUUCAGACAGUCAUCCAGUCUCCUGGGACACCAGGUCACUCACAAUAAGAAACCUGUUCAAUGCUCUGACUGUGGGAGCUGCUUUAAAAACUCAGCCGACCUGAUGACCCACCAGUGCAUUCACACGGAGGAGAGACCCUUCAGCUGCUCUCACUGUGCAAAGAGGUUUAGAACGUCAUCCGACCUACUGAGACAUCAGCGAGUUCACACCGAGGAGAGACCCUUCAGCUGCUCUUGCUGUGCAAAGAGGUUUAGAACGUCAUCCGACUUACUGAGACAUCAGCGAGUUCACACCGAGGAGAGACGCUUCAGCUGCUCUCGCUGUACCAAGAGGUUUAGAACAUCGUCCGACCUACUGAGACAUCAGCGAGUUCACACUGGGGAGAGACCCUUCAGCUGCUCUCGCUGUGCAAAAAGGUUUAGAAUGUCAUCCGACGUACUGAGGCAUCAGCGGAUUCACACCGGGGAGAAGCCGUUCACCUGCUCCGUGUGUGGGAAGGGAUUCGCUCAGUCAUCCCACCUGCAGACGCACCAGCGAGUUCACAGCGGAGAGAGACCAUUCACCACCUCCGUGUGUGGGAAAAGAUUCCCUUGUUCAUCCAAGAUGCUGAGACACCAUGGCAGUCACACCGAUUAGAGACCUUUUAGAUGCUCUGACUGUGGAUGUUAAUUGUAUCAAUUGAGGUUAAGUAUAUAUAGGUGAAAGGCAUUGAUUGGAUAGUUAUAAUGAUCACAUAUAAUGAGACACUUCCUGAUAUACCAUGGCAUCGGAGGUAUAUAUCUGUAAUGUUUCACUCUGUGAAUAAAUAUAUACUAAAUGAAGAUUGACUCCACCCUAUGCCUGUCAGGAUUAUAACAUGGUAACACAGAAUGCUUGCCUAAUGGUGAAGGUUUGAAAUUCAAGGAAAAUAAGAUUUCAGACAGAGACUGACAAUCCUAGUGGCCUUUGCGAGAAAUGGCUAAAAGCAAAUGGGAAGUGUCAGGGUCUGAUAACCCACCGAUGUUCUUGGAGUCUGAACCAUAUGAACAGUGGGAGAAUGAAGUGGAUAUGUGGACAAGGGUUACGUCCCUCCCCCAAAGAGGAAACAAGGUCUGGCCUUGGCAUUGUCACUUCCUAACAAAAGUAAAAUCAGAAGCAAAGUAUUUAUUGAGCUGGAUGCCUGUCACUUGGCUACGGAUGAAGGUUUGGAUCUUCUAUUCUAGUUCAUUGAUGAGAUUUACAAGAAAGACGAUCUCUUGGAUGCCUAUGAAACAUGGUCAGACUUUGACAGGUCUCAAAUGAGGGUGAAAGCAUCUCUAACAGAUCUGGAUAUCACAACAAAAGACAGGAUUGGAACAGCACUAAUCGGUGAAUGAACCCCAGGAAUGACCAGGGAACAAUUAACAGGUGUUUCAGGCCUGACUCAAAAAGUCAUGAUGUGAUGAACUGCCCAAAGUGGAAAAUCAGGGUCUUCGGAGUGACACAUGACACACAGAAUUCUGAGGCUGAAGAUGAUGAUGAUGAUCACUCUGAAGGAACUGUGCUCGUCACAUGGAGCUUUGAUGCAGUGAUGAGUGUUAGUUACAGACUCAUUCAACUGUGCUGUGCUAGAUAGUUUCUGUACCUCGACAGUAUGUGGAUCAGAUUGGUGAAGAUGUUACCCAGGUUCAUCUCAUGGUAAAGAUGGAUGCAAGGCUAAGGAGUAUGACAGUUCGACUUGUUUAGGUUUGGACAAUGUCACACAUUGAAGUCACUAAAGAGAGUGGUGAUUCCAUACAAAAUAGCUGGAGUCAGCCACUUUAUCAGGACUGGUGUAGUCUCUGGUGAGAUAUCCUAACUGUUGAGUAAACCUUCCAUGAAAAAGGCACAAAUGCAACUGUUGUUUUUGGAAAGUCAGUGGAUCUGCAGAUUACUCAAUCAGGACAUUAUCGUAUCCCCUUAACAAUACCUGAUGUUUAUAAUCAGUGUUUGGGAAGGAUUAAUGGCAUCAGGUGAUGAGAAUCAGA
This is a messenger RNA of Carcharodon carcharias (great white shark), 4122 nucleotides long. Its product is annotated as zinc finger protein 850-like. Gene Ontology annotation, biological process: regulation of transcription by RNA polymerase II. The coding region runs from base 335 to 2773 and encodes 812 amino acids. The transcript is spliced from 3 exons. NCBI's taxonomy places the organism in Eukaryota, Metazoa, Chordata, Chondrichthyes, Lamniformes, Lamnidae. Gene Ontology annotation, molecular function: RNA polymerase II cis-regulatory region sequence-specific DNA binding; DNA-binding transcription factor activity, RNA polymerase II-specific. The record is from RefSeq and is a predicted model, not a curated record.